AUGACCGCAAACCGUAUCUUUUUGGUGGAACUGAUCGUUGACGAACUGCAAAUGUUCCCCCGGGAAAAAGAAGCUGACGCCGAACUAGCGGCGGAAUCUCCGCUGGCUACCUCAUCCGAGGUUCAGGUUCAGGAAGAUCGCACCGAAUGUCCGGAACGAUGCGUUCGCUUCCAACUGGCUAAUCUGGCUCGCUGUGAGGUAUGCGAGAAAGAUUUCGGUUCUCGGCUAGACCUAGAGCACCCAAGCAAACUAGGCGAAAGUUGCAUGUUCGUACUGAGCGAAAAAGCCCUAGCCGACGACGAGUUGGAGUUUGAAAUCUCGGCCUUAGAGAAGCAAGAGGAUGGCGGAAAAAUCGUUCUUGGAAAAUGGAAACAACCGGCGAACGAAAUUUUCUCCAAGUUGGUUAAAAGCUACAAUGAAAUUAAUGGAAAGCAAAGUUCCGAAACGUCAAUCCAUUCGGCUCGCUCCGAAAACUCCAUCGCGAAAAAAACAAUCCCAGUUUCGGAAACAAUCAAGUCUCUUUAUCCGCUACACUCGGACAACGGGGAGGACGUUCAAGGUUGCGUCGUGGUGACGCUGAGGAUCUCCUGUUUGGGUUCAAGGAUUACCCAAAAGGUAAUGUUUGGUGCUAAAACCGAAGAACCCGGAGUUACUUGCUUCAAGUCGACCGAUGCCGAUGAGCAGGAGCGGUACAUGAAAUGUGUGGCUUUUGACGAUUUAGCCCACCCACAUCCGGUGCUGUGCAAGGAGUGUGACAACCGAAGUAUCCCCUCUCAGCCUCCAACUCCAGCGGUCUCGGUUACAAGUAAAGAAUCGGUAUGUGCGCCCUACGAUGAGUACACGGCCGAGAUGAAUGGCAAUGCGAUUUCGAUACGAGUGGAGAAGAAUUCCGACAUCAAAGUCAUGCUGGGCGAUGAGCAGGACGGGAAAUGUGUGAAAGGUUGCUGGACAUCGCUAACACUUCCGGAAGGAGUGUACGCCCUACAGGAACGCUACGUCGAACGACAGAAAAACCCUUGCCGUUUGCCGGUAGUUCGCGGCAACCUUAAAUACCCCGCCCAACAGUGGUCCGGUGAUUUUCUAGUAUGCAAGCAAAAACGUCCAAUCUGCGCAGAAGAUUUCCGAAAACGGCCCGAUCCGACCAGAUCCAUUUGCAUGCAAACACGUGACCCGGAAAGCACGGAGGAUCCAGCAGCGGCCAACGGUAUUGAGAUUUGUAGGAAAGGUUGGCACGACCCGAAUGUGGAUGUGUUCGUGCUAAAGUUGGGUAAAAAUAAAACCACCCACGGCGACGGCAGCCCCAAUCAGAUCGAGCUGGAACUCCGAACACCGAAGGGACCCAUGGUGGAGAAACGCCCGAAAGAAACCCGAGGAGUACAGGUGAUUGAGGCAGAGUUCGAUGACGUCAAGAAGCCACCGGUCAAAGAGGCACCCAAAAAAGCGAAGAAACCUGCCAAGAAGGGCAAAAAGAAGUAA
This is a messenger RNA of Sabethes cyaneus, 1476 nucleotides long. RefSeq lists its product as uncharacterized. NCBI's taxonomy places the organism in Eukaryota, Metazoa, Arthropoda, Insecta, Diptera, Culicidae. The record is from RefSeq and is a predicted model, not a curated record. The transcript is spliced from 2 exons. Bases 1 to 1476 code for a protein of 491 amino acids.